Molecule: messenger RNA, 4484 nt
Organism: Gymnodraco acuticeps
Lineage: Eukaryota; Metazoa; Chordata; Actinopteri; Perciformes; Bathydraconidae
Gene: abi3bpa
Product: target of Nesh-SH3
Exons: 23
Coding region: 188-3484 (1098 amino acids)
Biological process (GO): extracellular matrix organization; positive regulation of cell-substrate adhesion
Molecular function (GO): protein binding
Source: RefSeq, a predicted model, not a curated record
UAGUCCUGAGACCACCAGCUCAGAGAAGUAGUCCAGCCACUCCAGAGACGCCCAACCAGACUCACAAUAACUCAACCUGUUAGUUUCAUCCAAUCAGCAAGGAGUGACAGCUUCUCUUAUUCCUGAUCUGAGCUGAUUCAGAUCACUGACAGCUUUACACCUGAGACGCAGAGACAACACAGCAGAGAUGAGGAUGGGGAUGCAGCAACACUCACACAGCUUUCUGGUCCUUCUUCUCUUGGUCUUCAUCGCUGGGAUAGUUCUUUCUGUCCCCUCGACGCCCCGCAGGAGCAGAGUGAGACGUCAGAACAUGAAAGUCCGGAUCAACGCCUCAGGAGACACCAUCGUUAUGAAGUUUUUGCGUCCCAACGCUGACACCAAGCUGGAGGGUUACAUCCUGGGCUACGGCAGCAGCAUGUUCUCCAAACAGUUUAUUCAGCUGCCUGAAAACGGACAGCCGUACGAGACUGAGUUUGAUGCUGAACCCAAAUACCUUAUAGCCGUCCAGCCCAUCCCAACCAAUGAUGUGAAAAAGCAUUGCACAGGUAAAGUGGAACUGCAGAAGCCGCUACACCUGGUCAUCGGCUCGGUAACGCCCACCUCAGUUAUCCUGUCUUGGGGGACCCUGCUGAGAACUCCCUAUGAAGGCAACGUUAUGAAUGACUGUCUUGAGGAGGGACACUACACCGUGCGUUAUCGUGAGAGACACAGGAAGUGGAACUACCAAACCUGCCCAACUAGCGACACAGUCAUCGACAACCUGAAGCCAAACACGGUUUAUGAGUUCGGUGUCCAGCCCAACGCUAAGGAUGUCACCGGAGUGUGGAGCAAGCCGGUCAUUCACAACAUCAGCUCAGGGGGCACCGAGGACAAGCCAAGGAAAAUCAUCGUUAAACGUCCCAUCAACCCUGUGAAACCUUUACUGCCAGGUCCACGCCCCCCCUUUCCUCAACGCCAUGUUCAUCCUAACAGGACCCAGGGCAGACCGCCCUCCACCCGGAAAAUAAACUCAAAGACAACUCUUGCUCCCACCACAACUACUAAAAAGGAAUCUCUGUCGACCCCUGGACCCACACUGCCUGUUGUCACCAAAAAGCCAAUCGGAGGAAGAGACCUUUCCAGAUCUGUCUUGCCUCCCUUCAUGGAGGCUCCUUUACGUCCCAAGCACCGUCCUCCACCACAUAUUACAACCACUGUUGCAGCUGUAACAGCCCUCCAGAAAAAUAUAAAUAAGCACUUAGAGCACAACAGCCAACAACCACAACAGAGACCCCAAUCCCAACCUCAUGCACAACCCCCACCCAAACCCCAGCUCCGGCCACAGUAUCAGCCCCAACCAAAACCAUAUCCCCAAACCCAAAUCCCUCAACUAAAGCCAUGGGUGAAAGCUGAGCCUCAACCACAACCCAAACAAACAUCCCUGCCCAUACUCCAGAACCAACCACAACCACCACCAACAUACCAGCCAAAAAUCCAAACACAACCUCAGUCGGAAUCCUGGCCAAAGCAGCAUCCCCAAUCACAGCCUCAAACCACACCACAUCUCCAGGUUGAAACACAACCUAAACCAACACUGCAGCCCAAACACCAGGCCCAACCUCAAACACAACCCCAGAAAAAGAGCCAAACCCAGCCUCAAGUUCCCACACUUCCCCAGCCCACACCUGUGGCACAUCCUCAAUCACAAACACAACCUGUACGCGAAACUAACCCUGAACUUCAACUAACCACAAAGCAGCAGACUGAGGCCAAACCAACAACUAAACCAAAGACCAUUUCUUUACAAUCCAAUCCCAAUUCACAGACUCGACCAAAGGGUCCAUCAUCUAAAAAGCCAAAUCAUAAGUCAAAGUCUGAAAAUACGCCCCAAACAAGAAACCGACAAGAACCUCCCCGUGAGAGUAAGCCAAGGUCCCAAGGACAACCUCCAAAAAAGAUCCAGGCCCAACCAAAGCCCUCUCCACCCAAGCCACAACCUCAACCUGGGAUUCAUUUUCAGACCAGGACCUACUCUGAUCCCACCAAGGUCACCCCAAGGCAGGCAGUCCCUACGGCUCCUAGUCCACCAGAAGAGGGCAAGCCUCUGCCAAGACCUGCCCUGGCUACAGAGAAGGCUGAUAGUUACAAUCAGGGUACUAGAGUCCUCAAGCCGUCCAUUGCUGCAGUUCCUCGUUCUCCCAUUAGCUCAUCUGUUCCCCAAGCAGGAAGAAACAUCACGCGCACCCGGGUUCCUCCUCAAACCCCUCGUAUUAGUGGAAGGCCAUUUACUCCGUCCAAGACAUCCUCCUCUCACAGCUCCAGCACACCUGGGGCAACCGGUGGGGCGCGUCAUAGGGGAAUUGCUUAUCCUAAACAUGUGGUGUGGCCCAAAGAGAAAACUGUCCCUACAGUCCUGCGUCCUAUCAACAAGAAACCCAACCUGGUGGGGAAACCUAGUGACAAUGAUAAACCCAUGGAUUUGAAACAAGGAGGCAAGGAAUCCAUCUUGAAGCCAUUUCCUCUGGUCACAGCCAAGCCCAAGCAAGAGCGCAGACAGCAGCACACGACCAGCUCGGCCCCGGCACUAAACACAAGCCGUUUUGACAUGAAUGACAACUCCUCCGUAUUCAGCCAUUCUCCUGUGUCAGACUUAGACAUCAUGGGCAAGCCGCGCUUUGUAGGUCCCCAUGUGAUCUACAAGACGGACAAGAAGCCAGACGAGCCGUGCUCCAUCACCUCCUCCCUCAGUUUCUUCGCUGAUGAGGAGGGUGGGGAUCAGAAUGUGACUGGUCCUCCCCGCGUCCCCCCCACCAACCUCACUGUGGUCACUGUGGAAGGCUGCCCGUCCUUCGUCAUUCUUGACUGGCAGAAAACUGAUAAUGAAACCAGAGAGUAUGAGGUUGUAUCCACCACUAAAGGACCAAAUGGAGAGGAGGUGUCCGUCCUGACGACCAACCAGACACACACAGCCGUGGAGAAUCUCAAACCAGAGAGCAGUUAUGAAUUCACAGUAACACCAAAGAAUGAGCUGGGAGCCGGACCCUCCAGUGACCCUGUGACGUUUAGCACAGAAUCGGCGGACCCACGAGUGAGCGAACAUGCUUCAGGCAAAGAUGCAAUCUGGACUCAGUUCCCAUUUAAGUCUGAUGACUACUCUGAAUGCAAUGGAAAGCAGUAUGUGAAGAGGACCUGGUACCGGAAGUUUGUAGGAAUCCAGCUCUGCAACUCGCUGAGAUACAAGCUCUACAUGAGUGACUCUCUCACUGGGAAGUUCUACAACAUUGGAGAUCAGACGGGACACGGAGAGGACCAUUGUCAGUUUGUGGACUCCUUCCUGGACGGACGCACCGGCACCCAGAUGUUUGCUGACCAGCUACCAAGCAGACAAGGGUUUUACAGAGCGAUGAGACAGGAGCCCGUCCACUUUGGAGAGAUUGGAGGAAAGUCACAUGUUACUUACGUAGGCUGGUACGAGUGUGGCACACCCAUCCCUGGGAAGUGGUAAAAACCCCACAGCGGUUUCCAGGAAGGAUUCCUUUAUUGGAAAGUAGGAAGAAGGAGACGCCUGCCUUACCCUGAAGGGAGGUGGGCCUUUCUGUCAUGUUACCAUGGACACUGUAGAUGGGUCUGUCUGUUUGAGCUCCUUUCUCAAAGGGUUGAACCUGUACACGACUCUUAGGUGUCACAAAACUCUUCUUGAGUGCAUUUGUAACAUUUGUCUUAAUUUCUCUAUUUAUCAAAAAUGCAUUCAGCAAACAGGUGUUUGAGAGAACCAAAAUGUUGAAUAUACAAUAAUUACAGAGAAAAUGGUUGGAAGCUGGCUCCCAAAGUGUUAUAACUUGUAUGAUAUUAUUUAUCAAAAGGGGAUCGUUAUUGAAUAUUCUGUGUGUGCUCGGGCUUUUGAAAUGAGGAAGUACAAAUUGUUCCAAAUACUUGCAUGUCAGUGAGCACACACAUUGUGUUAUAUGUAUACAGCACGGUACCAAUCAUGCUUUCAUUGUACAUUUGGACUUUGUAAAAUACAAGUACACACAGACAUGCAGAAUGGACCUUCUGCUGGCUCUAAGGGAUUAUUAGCAGUUGCAGUUUGCACAGUAUUAAACCUUUUGUUAUGUAUAUGGUGUGGAAUACAGUAUGUAUACCAGGGAUCCUUUAGUUUGAUACAUUUCAGGUAAAAGACUGCUCUUAGCCAAAUUGUAUUUUUAGAAAGCUAAUGUAGCUCAAACCCAGCGUUUCUAUGGACUCACUUGGAAAGAUUUAUGUAGUUUUGAUGCUGAGUCUUGUCCUUUAUUUUAUAAAAUAACAUAUAUAAAAAAAAUAUAAAUAAUAAACUGAACUUCAACGUGGAAACAAAAGUACAUUUCAUAAUUUAUGUUUUUGUGUUCAAACUUACGAAGUGUACAUAAAGCUAUGAAUCAUUGGAGAGAAAGACUGCCUUUGUUUUUGAUGCCCAAUGAAUGUUUGUUUGUUUUCAGCAAUAAAUCUUGUUUUUAUAUUUACUGAUA